Messenger RNA from Nematostella vectensis (starlet sea anemone), 3647 nucleotides. RefSeq lists its product as uncharacterized. Bases 185 to 3184 code for a protein of 999 amino acids. The record is from RefSeq and is a predicted model, not a curated record. The transcript is spliced from 2 exons. Lineage: Eukaryota; Metazoa; Cnidaria; Anthozoa; Actiniaria; Edwardsiidae.
UCGAACCAUUCACACUUGAACAUAUGAACAUAAGGGUGCACGCGCCUAUGUGAUUUAUGUCGUUAUGUCACUAGUGUGCACCAGUCAUUAGCAGAACCUGUCGUGACCACUAUUCGAGCGUAUGUUGUUAUGUGACAGACCGAGAGAUCAUGAAUAGUAACGAUGCUCUAGUUUUGAGCUAUCAAUGUACGGCAACAUGGGAAUAACAUCGCACCUCUGGAAACGAUUUCGUCGGAUAAGAUGCAGAAAGAUGGUGUUUAUCAUUGUCGGGGCCAUGUUUGUGUAUGUGGUUUUUCUACGGCUACACGAGCGUCACCAUGACCCGCUGUACCACAAAGACAAACGGACUGUAUCACGAAAGACAUAUGAACAGGUAAGGUGCCUGUCUGGGAGGGGAUGCAAACCCUCUGUCUACCGUAGUGUAGAUGCCAUUUUACGAGAACAAGGGAUUUCACAAGAACAAGGGAGCACUGGAUCGAUCAAACCAAUGAUACAUAUUGAAGAAUACACUGAAAGUCGACAACAAUUCAUAAUGGGUACAGGCGACAAGAAAUAUUCAAUGGAAAGAGUUUCGAACCGCAAUCAGAUUGGAAUAUCUGAGGGAAUGGGUCAGAAUGUAAAUAACAGAGUUAAAAAAAGGAGUAGUGGCACAAAGAGAAGAGGGAGGGGUCCCAAGGGUUCACCAAACAAUCUCGGUGAAGCACGAUUUGGUGAGCUCUCCAAGAGUACACGGCAAGCUAGACUAGACAAAGAUGGCUCGAAGCAGGGCCCGUGCCAGGAUUUCUUACUCGCUAGAGAGACCUUUUACGGGGACUGCACGCCACAUGUUUCUGGUGAAGACGCUUGCAAAUUAGCCAAGGAAUUACACAAAUUGAACAACGACAUUUUGAGCUGUAAACAGAGCCGUAUUGAUAUUUGUAGGGUGGAAAUGGCGACGCACGGCGUGCGUGGGGUAUCUGUUACUGUCAAAUGUGACACAAACGAGUGUUUAGAUCAGAUGGCGCCGAACAGCAUCAAAGUGGAAGUUCUGGAACCAGGAACGGGAAAAAUGGAAACCGCUGGAACUUUCACAGCCAUUGGUGAUUUAGAAAAACAGCUCCCGCAGAUAAUAAAUGCGAGUAUCGCUAAUAGAUUUUAUUUUGUUGUGAUUAGUUGUAUAAAGAAGUCUAAUAAAAGUAAGACCAUCUCACAACUACUUACUUUUGACCUAAAAUUGACCCUAAGACGUGACACCAGCAAAUUGCGUGACAAAGGCCUGGUUAAUGCUAACAUCCUACUGCUGGACUCCGUAUCGAGGGCUCACUUCUACCGCUCUCUCCCCAAGACUAUCGAGCUGUUCAGAAGUUGGGAGUCUCGUCCAGACCGCGCGCCGGCGCGAGUGUUUGAUUUUGAGUUAUUCCAGUCAGUAGAAGGACACACGGCCGAGAACACGCACGCGCUGUUCACCGGGAAGAUGUUCUCUGCGGCAGAGAGGAAGGUCCGUACACCUGUUGGUGCGGGGGAGAUGUUCGGCGCAUUCAGGGGGGCGGGGUACCAGACCAUGUGGCAAGAAGAUCUCUGCUGGACAGCGAUUUGGGGGCUCAUGACGGAUAUGGUCGCCAACAAAUUUGAAGAGCUCGAAGGAAAGUUGAAGGAAAACUUUGUAGAUCACACAGGUGUGACGCACUCGAGCUGCCCAAUCCUAGGCGCCUACGGCACCAACAAUCCAUUCCAAGGACCUAAAGGCGAUCAAAUAUGCUACAACGGUGACUUCCAUCACACAUACCUUCUCAACUACACAAGUAAUCUGGUUCAAGCCAUCGCGCGCGAUCCCCACGCGAGGCCCUUACUCGCCUACAUGAGCUCGAGUGUCGGUCAUGACCAUCGUGCCUUGCGUACCCAGACCUUGGAUCCAGCGCUCGCCCGGUACGUCACGGAGAUGGCCAACAGUGACACUAUAACAGUCAUUCUAGCAGAUCACGGGAACACGUACUCUGAAUACACUAUCUCGUCACUGGAGGGAAAAUUCGAGAUGUUCCACCCGGUUUUGUUCAUCAUAAUCCCCAAUAUCGUGGCGCGCUUGCUAGGAGAGGACGCCAUGAAAGCUUUGGCCACCAAUCAGCAAAGACUCGUCACUAUGAUUGAUCUGCACCAUACUCUAAUGACAUUGGUUGAUCCGCUUCGUGGGCGUGUCACAUCAAGGGGCCUAUUUGCCCCCAUCCCCGCAAACAAGACAUGCAAUGAUGUGGAGCUUAUUGCGCCUAAUCUCUGCGUGUGCGAAGGCUGGGAUAGUCCAACCACCAACGACACCUUUAAGGUGGCAAUGGUGGAGUUUGCCCUAGGAGAGCUUAACAACAUGUUGGUGAGCCAGCAAGCAAAGCUGAUAAACCCCAGAGGCUUAGUCACAUCCUGUCAGCGGCUAGGUGCUCUUCGGUUCGAAAAUGUUCGUGAGCGUCAUGACGCGGUUGAUGGAUCCCUUAUCACGACUAUGGAUAUUUAUGUACCUGCCGGAGACGUCGUGCCUCAGAAGGAAGACUUGUUUCACGUGGAAAUCAACUCCUUUGAGAAACCUGGAGACUCUUCUAUGGGGCUACGACUAUUGCAGUUUGAUCGGCUAUCUAUGUUUGGUGGAUACGGAGCAUGCGCAGACAGGGGCGUCAACCUCUGUUCCGCGCGUUCAAAUCACACAUCUAGUAGAAUAUCGAUGAAUUAUUCACCAAACGUUAUUGGCAAGAAAGCCGUUAUUUUGUCGUCUGUAGACCUCGAAAACUGUGUCCUGCUGUGGCAGCGGAAUCACUUAUUUGAAGCCUUUGCUUUCGAGAUCACAAACUCGUGUUGGGGAUCUGAUUUUGUUAUCUCCAUCGACGCUCAACACAACAACAUUCGAUUUUCCCGAGGUAUCCCGUUUACGGUUACAAUACCAUCGGGUACAAGACAGUUUGUAUUGUCUGCAAAAAAGUAUUACGCUUACUGGGGUUAUACGCUCAAGGUUAACGUUCAUGUGGCGGGAACCAUCAAAGAUGGUCAUUUCACAAGAGUUAAUAAACAAUGGGAUGGUUUGUUACAUUUCUUCGUACUGGUUAUAGCUCUUGCAAUAUUCGGGUGGCUUAUAUUCGACUGGGCGUACAGAGGAGGUAGAGACAGUAAUAGAAUUUCGAGGUAUUUGUGUAGAAGAAAAAUAACCACCCGAACUCAACUACGAUAAUUUAGUGAUCAGGCGUUCAGGUUAAUUUAAUGUGUGUUAAGCUUCAGUAUCACCCGGAUUUGUAACAAUUGUGAAUUACUUACAAAUCCCCAAAACCACAAACUGUGAGAUUGGGCUACCUGUGAGAUUGGGCUACCUGUGAGAUUGGGCUACCUGUGGGAUUGGGCUACCUGUGAGAGUGGGCUACCUGUGAGAUUGGGCUACCUCUGGUUAGAGCUUGAAAGAGUGGAACUCUCCGUUUGAUCGACGCUCAAGUGCUUUUCUCGCUCUGAUGAAGGAAUGAAACGACUCUGAAUUCAGAGAGCCGUCAAACAUACCAUUUCAGCUUCGUGAUGAUUUAUUUCCUAAAGCUCUAAUAAAACUGUCAACGGAGCAAGGCGUAACACAAUUAUUGUUUUACACUGGGUCACACGUGAGAAAAACCUGUAAAAACAACAAAAAAAAAAGAAUCGUCCAUACGUUA